Molecule: messenger RNA, 4328 nt
Organism: Nannospalax galili (Upper Galilee mountains blind mole rat)
Lineage: Eukaryota; Metazoa; Chordata; Mammalia; Rodentia; Spalacidae
Gene: Gdap1
Product: ganglioside induced differentiation associated protein 1
Exons: 6
Coding region: 82-1158 (358 amino acids)
Biological process (GO): mitochondrial fusion; mitochondrial fission
Cellular component (GO): mitochondrial outer membrane
Source: RefSeq, a predicted model, not a curated record
CCGAAGGACGCUGCACAGGGCGCGGCGGGCGGGCGCAGGCCUGCCUCGCCAGCAAGGCUCCCUGGGCACCUGCACCCCGAAAUGGCUCGGAGGCGGGAGGAGCCGCGGGCCGGCGCGCCCCUGAGCGCGGAGGGCGGGUCGGACGUGGAGGUUAGGCUCAUUCUGUACCACUGGACGCAUUCCUUCAGCUCGCAGAAGGUGCGCUUGGUAAUUGCUGAAAAGGCAUUGAAGUGCGAGGAACAUGAUGUAAGUCUACCCCUGAGUGAGCACAAUGAGCCUUGGUUUAUGCGUUUGAACUCAACUGGAGAAGUGCCUGUCCUUAUCCACGGGGAAAACAUAAUUUGUGAGGCCACUCAGAUCAUUGAUUAUCUUGAACAGACUUUCCUGGAUGAAAGAACACCCAGGUUAAUGCCUGAUAAAGGAAGCAUGUAUUACCCACGGGUGCAGCAUUACCGAGAGCUUCUUGACUCACUGCCAAUGGAUGCCUAUACACAUGGCUGCAUUUUACAUCCUGAACUCACUGUGGAUUCCAUGAUCCCAGCUUAUGCAACCACAAGGAUUCGCAGCCAGAUUGGUAACACAGAGUCUGAACUGAAGAAGCUUGCUGAAGAAAACCCUGACUUACAAGAAGCAUACAUUGCCAAACAGAAACGGCUUAAAUCAAAGCUACUUGAUCAUGACAAUGUUAAAUACUUGAAGAAAAUUCUUGAUGAGUUGGAGAAGGUUUUGGAUCAGGUUGAAACCGAGUUGCAAAGAAGAAGUGAAGAAACCCCAGAAGAGGGCCGCCAACCUUGGCUCUGUGGAGAAUCCUUCACCCUGGCAGACAUCUCACUGGCUGUCACAUUGCAUCGGUUGAAGUUUCUGGGGUUUGCAAGGAGAAACUGGGGAAAUGGAAAGAGACCGAACUUAGAAACCUAUUAUGAGCGUGUCUUGAAGAGAAAAACAUUUAACAAGGUUUUAGGACAUGUCAACAAUAUAUUAAUCUCUGCCGUGCUGCCAACAGCAUUCCGGGUGGCCAAGAAAAGGGCCCCAAAAGUUCUUGGCACCACCCUUGUGGUUGGUUUGCUUGCAGGAAUGGGAUAUUUUGCAUUUAUGCUUUUCAGAAGAAGACUUGGCAGCAUGGUAUUAGCACUUAGACCUAGACCAAAUUAUUUCUAGGUGUGUUCAGCCCUGGUGGUGGCAGCUCAUCCAACCAUUCCGCUAGACCCUUGUCCACUCUCCAGACCCAGUGAAGAAUUAUCCUGGGCAACUAGUAGAAUGCAUAAUUUAUGUGGGGAAAACAGCUAAUGAAUUUAUUUUUAUUUGUAGGCUGAGAUGACUUAUUUAUAACUAAUCCAUUCUUUAAGCAUGUGCAAGGUCAGGAUAGGUGAACACUGACAGGUAGAGAAUAGACCUUUAAUCCAAAUUGUCAGUUCAGGUUUCAAUUAUUUUUUUAGACUUUUAAUAUGAGCAGACAGUAAUAAUAACCUGUAACUUCCAAUAACUCUUCACAUAGACCAGUAUCAACUAUUGUUCCGAGUGUUGAGCAGUUGCAGGAUCUUCCCCUGGAACUCAGAAGUCCUUUUUGCUACCGGACAGGGUUCAGAUAGCAUCAGGACAUAGUACUACUUCAUCUUCUACCAGCUUCAGGUAGAAAUAAUGGAAAAGGGAAAGAGGAGAAAGAAGACAAGAGAAUGAAGUGUAUGUAGGAUAGAGCAGUAGGCUGUAACCUCCAAUGGUCCCCAGAGCUGCUCAUGGCUGCUUGGUAAACUUCACAUAUAGCUACUUGUGGCCAGGUCCACUUAUUACUCCUUAACUGGGAAUAGUUGGGAAGAGAGAGCUUGGAAGUUAUUGGGGAUAGUAGCCUGGAGAGAACCCUAGGAUUUAUAUAUGCUAUCACCUCACUUGACCUUAAUUAUGAGCCUCACUCAUUGAUUCAAUAAGAUAAGUAAUUAUGUAUUCAACUGUGGGGUGCCCAUUGGAACAUGUAUGUCUAGAACCUAUAUGAACAUCUAAAGUGAUAAUAAGGUGGUUCCUCAACUUGAUGAUCUUUGUGAGAUAUUAUUCCUUUGGAUCACUGUGUCCAGUCCUGGGGGUCUUGGCCUCGAUGGCCCUCUUUAUGCAUGUGACAGGUAGAUGAAUGUCUCAGGUAAAUAGCAUGGCUUAUGGGUGGGUAGUAGAUAUUUUGAUAAGAACCAAAUAUGUUUAUUCUUAUUUGGGAAGACUGGUACAUUAAUGCACAAACUGUUGUCUGGGCAUUGUAUUCAUUUAUGAUAAUCAACAAAGCCUUAAAUUGAAGAGAAAGAAGAAAGUUAAGCCUUAGCUGUUCUCAGUUAAUUUGGGGGAGAUGAAAUACAUAGAUAGUGAUGCCCACCCAUAUCUAUCCAUGUAUGUUCAUGAUUUGUGAGCGUAUCUCAGUCCAUCUGGAACAGGCAGUUCUAGUAUGACCCAGGAGCAGCCAUGGAGCUGUAAUGUAUGAUUUUUUGCUCAGAAAAAACCUUCUAUGGAAAUAAGGAGGCAGUUUCUCUGGAGCUGGCCAUCAAGAUUUUGGGAACAGCUUCAGGAUUUUGGUGAAUAGUUUGUACAGAGAUGAUGAACCAAGAUUCUAGUGAGUAACAAAAGCUUGCUUGUGCUGCCUCAGGUAAGCUGUGCAAAUAGCCAAAGAAUGUACUGACUUUUUCAUUAAUAGGUAAAAGUCAUGACCAGGAAACAGUGACUUUCUGAUAGUAAAAAUGAUUCUGUGGAAGUUCAUCUACUGAGGUCUAAUCAGCCUAUCUAGAGUCCCUUGCUUUAGGAAGAUCAGAUCUCCCUCACUAGCAGUAAUCAGUUGCCAAUAUUUCUUCAGCUAAGAUUGGGGUCUGCUGUUCAUUUCCACAGUUCUAUGCUGGGUUUUUGUCUGUGUGAGUUUGCAUGGGUCUUGUGUAUGCUGACACCAUUGCUGUAGAUUUAUAUGAGCAGGGUCCUAGGAACUUGUAUGAAUUCCAGUGGGAAUUCCAGUGGGGGCCUAUGGAAGGGUGUCAGUGGGAAGGUGGUAUAAAGAUGAUUAAGAUUGAUUGUGAUAUUCUGCAUGAAAUACACAAAAACUAGGGAAAACACUUAUAAGAAAAAUCAAAUUAAGUGCCCAAAUACUAUGAAUUGGUGAUAAUCAAUAAAAUGAUUUAGUGUCAUACUGGUGAGCUUACAAGGCAAAAAAAAAAAAAAAAAAAAAUUCUGUAAUUCCAUUUUGAUUCUAUAAUUUCAUUUCAUAAUCUAAUGUAUUAGACAAUAUUGAUAAACUGGAUGUGCACUGUUUAUAAAAAUUUAAAAUUCCAGCAUGAACUCAGACUAACAAUAAUGAAUAUACUUUUUCAGCUUUUAUGUUUUAAUUUUGCACAUAAGUGUGUCAUAUGGAGUGUCUGAAUCUGUUUGUUGCUACGAUAUUCCAAUUUUUGUAUUUAUAAAAGAGCUAUAGGAUUAACUGAUUAUUAAGUAGUUAAUAAUGUUUCAGAAUUUCUUUUGUCACUUUAUGAGAAAUAAAAAGUGAGGCACAAAGAAGCAACAAUUGGAGUUUUAUAAAAAUCUACGAAGUAUAAUACCCGUGAAAGGAUUGUUAAAAGACUGACUUUUCAUUCAGUAUAUAUUAUUACUGUACCAGAAGAAAUCACUAGGAAGCACUUAUAAUUUUCUCAUUCAUUUUAUUGUUAAAGGUGAAGUAUCUGAGUGACUUUAGUUGUUUUACAGGUAGGUAGGUGGUAUUGAGAUUAUUGCUUCAAAAAUAUUUGUCUUUUGAUAUCUGACCAUUAGAUGUCGCUGUUUACCCAGUAGUCUAAGAUCAGAACUCAUUGGGUUCAGUAAGCCUUCUGAAAGGUUUAAAGAGAAGAUAAACACUAAUGACCUUAGUUUUUGAAGUAAGGGCAUCUUCAUCAAGAUCAUUCAUCUGUGAACAGGCUUGAGGCAAAUGUAUUGAUUUCUGAUGCUUUCUAAGUUAUGACAGCACCAUAUGAUGUCCAGCUAAAAUCCACUCAUACACUAUUGACUAAGGAGGCACGUUUAUGUAUCUUCUUUUUUUGUGAUCAUUGGUGACUGGCCAGUGUGUUCCUUGUUUCCAAAAAUUUGUAUAAAUAUCACAAUUAGAAAAUGCCUGAGGUACUAAAGUUAUGUUGGCUGUUUAUGACUUAACAUUCGUAUUACUAUUUUAUUGUUAUUGCAGUUAUAUGCCUUUUGAAUCUCAAGAAGUUGUAAACUGCUCAAUUUUUAGUAUUUAUUGCUAUUGAUGUCAGAGUUGUAGAUAUUUGGUGCUGUUGAGUGUCAAUGGAAAGAUUAAGAUACUAUUCUGUGUGUAAGGUCAAUAAAAUAAUUUGAAAAUGUGA